UACGCAGUUCGAUACGUGUUUACGUAAGAGACGUCCUCACUAGUGAUAUUACGUAAAUUCCAAAAGACAGGAAGUUUGAUGUGGCUUUGCUUGCUAUCAAAAUGUCAGCCAUUUUCAACUUCCAAUCACUGCUAACCGUGAUUCUCCUGCUGAUCUGUACCUGUGCCUACAUCAGAGCGCUCGCUCCCAGCCUGUUGGACAAGAAUAAAACCGGACUCCUAGGAAUUUUCUGGAAAUGUGCCAGAAUAGGUAAGCGGAAGAGUCCCUGGGUGGCCUGCUGCUGUGUCAUCAUGGCGUUCAGUAUAUUGUUUCUACAAUAGCGCAGUGGCUGGAACAAUUACAAAUGG
Messenger RNA from Gambusia affinis (western mosquitofish), 347 nucleotides. It is a transcript of the gene tmem167a, whose product is annotated as transmembrane protein 167A. Lineage: Eukaryota; Metazoa; Chordata; Actinopteri; Cyprinodontiformes; Poeciliidae. The coding region runs from base 102 to 320 and encodes 72 amino acids. Gene Ontology annotation, biological process: protein secretion; intracellular transport. The transcript is spliced from 4 exons. The record is from RefSeq and is a predicted model, not a curated record.